AUGCGCACAGUCUAUGCUGCCUCAGGAAACCCAACAGAUCCGUUGUCGUCGAUCCGUGUCCACAAACGCAAUCUUCCCAAACCGCGGGAGGGAUGGGUUCGUGUGAAGAUGGAAGCAGUGGGACUGAACUUCCAUGACAUCUUCACCCUUCGCGGUAUGGGGAUCCAUGAGAUUCGGUACCCGAUGAUCCUGGGCAAUGAAGGUGCAGGCGUGCUUGACGACGGCACCGAAGUCGCAAUAUAUCCGAAUCUUGGAGACCCGGACUUCAAAGGCGACGAGACAAUUGAUCGAAAGAGGCAUGUCCUGGGAGAACUGGCGCAAGGCACCUUGGCAGAAUAUGUCAUGAUACCGAAGCGCAACGCUGUCCCGAGGCCGCAAGGUCUGGAAGCGAAGGAUGCAGCUGUGAUGGGAAUCGCAUGGCUCACAGCGUAUCGGAUGAUGUUCAGAAAGGCAGACUUGCGGCCUGGUCAGACGGCACUGGUGCAAGGCUCCUCUGGCGGUGUGACUACAGCACUCAUUCAACUAGGCUCAGCGGCUGGCUUCCGGAUAUGGGCCACGGGCAGGACGGAGAACAAGCGAGAUCUAGCAAGACGACUUGGGGCUGAACGAACCUUUGAGCCUCUUGCAAAACCGCCCUACCUCGUGGACGCAGUGUUUGACACAUCUGGAGCUGCCACGAUCUCACACUCGCUGGCUUGUGUGAAGCCUGGCGGGAUUGUCGUCUCUUGUGGUAUUCAUUCCGAGGGUGGGUCGACUGAAGUGAAAAUCGACCUCUUGCAUCUCUGUGCCAACCAGAUCAGUUUGACCGGGGUGUAUACUGGUACAAGAGAAGAAUUUGUCGACCUGUUGAAUUUCGUUGCGGCCAAGGGCAUCAAGCCGCAUAUCGGCAAGGUGUUACCUCUUGAGAAGGCCGACGAAGGAUUGAAGGAUAUCUGGACUGGUCAAACCGAAGGAAAGGUUAUUAUCACAAUCUAA
This is a messenger RNA of Exophiala viscosa, 975 nucleotides long. RefSeq lists its product as uncharacterized. Gene Ontology annotation, molecular function: oxidoreductase activity. The record is from RefSeq and is a predicted model, not a curated record. The transcript has 2 exons. NCBI's taxonomy places the organism in Eukaryota, Fungi, Ascomycota, Eurotiomycetes, Chaetothyriales, Herpotrichiellaceae. The coding region runs from base 1 to 975 and encodes 324 amino acids.